Molecule: messenger RNA, 1906 nt
Organism: Branchiostoma belcheri (Belcher's lancelet)
Lineage: Eukaryota; Metazoa; Chordata; Leptocardii; Amphioxiformes; Branchiostomatidae
Product: fibropellin-1-like
Exons: 11
Coding region: 192-1736 (514 amino acids)
Biological process (GO): heterophilic cell-cell adhesion; establishment or maintenance of epithelial cell apical/basal polarity
Cellular component (GO): plasma membrane; protein-containing complex
Molecular function (GO): calcium ion binding
Source: RefSeq, a predicted model, not a curated record
ACAGUGACACCUGUUUGUGGUGUUUUCGGAGCACAUCUGUACAUUUUCACCUGGCCAAAGUUGUACGUAAAGCCGAGACCACGCUUCAGUAGAGCAUACGAGCAGUCUGGCCUGCCGACUCACCACGUUUCUUCUGCCCUGUUGGUUUGUGAGUUUGUCUUGAGGCUGAACGCACUCUGUGAAGUCGAAAGAUGGGUCCACGGUGUGCUAUUCUGUUGCUGUUUCUCUGCGGCCUUACCAGAGGACAAGAGUCUCUGUGGUCCAAUGGCGUCUGGGAAUACGUCAAGGUGCAGGCCACGGGACCCAUGACGUCGACCAACGUGAAGACCACGUGCGAGGGAGCGGGGUUCGCCACGCCGUGCCCCGGGGACGGCUCGUGUGACUACUCCUCUUCCGACUGCGUCCAGACGGGGCUCACCGGCUGUAUCCACCCGAUGGACGACAUCUCCCAGGCCCUGUGCAGCAACAACCCGCGCUACUGCCCGCAGCUGGAGGGGGUGUACACCUACAUGGCCGGCUGGGAGGACGGCGCCGCCUGCGGGGCGGAGAGAGGCAGCUGGUGUACCGUAGGGACCGGCUACAGCGACCGCUUCGCACUCUGCGCUAGAGAUCUGUCUGACCAGUGUGCGGAGGCUCCAUGUCAGAACGGCGGCACCUGCACGGACACGGGAGGCAGCUACACCUGCGACUGUUGGGCCGCCUGGACCGGGGACAACUGCGAAACAGAUGUGGAUGAAUGUCUGCAGACCCCCUGUCAGAACGAGGGCACCUGCACCAACACAGCUGGGAGCUACAGCUGCAGCUGCACGGACGGCUGGACUGGGCAGAACUGCGGUGAUGAUGUGGACGAGUGUGCGAACAGUCCUUGUGCGAACGGCGGCGUGUGUGCGAACACCCCCGGGAGUUACACCUGCACCUGUUCGGGAAGUGCCAUCGGCCAGAACUGCGAAACAAUCCUGAACGACGUCAGCUGUUACCGCUUGUCUACGGACGCGAAGACCUUCUUAGACGCGGACGGAUAUUGUAAGACUCUGGGCGGGUACCUGACUAAAGUCACCGGCCUGACGGAGCAGUCGUACCUGGGGCAGCUGAUCCAGCAGGGAACCGCCGUCUCCCACUGGAUCGGACUGAAGGGCACGGGGACAACUUUCGAGUAUGCGGACGCUUCCCCCAUCAGUGGGGCUUUGCGGUGGAUGCCGGGGAAGCCGGAGAGCCUGUGUGUGAAGUUAGAUGAGAACGGGAACUACGACCUGAACGCGGACUUCUGCAGCGGACUGUACAACUACAUCUGUGAAUCUGACGUGACCGACUGCUCUACGAACGAGUGUCAGAACGGAGGGGGCUGUACCACGUGUUUCGGCGGCGGAGUGGGCUCCGGACACAUGUUCUGCGAGUGCGCAGCGGGAUAUACCGGAGACCUCUGUGAAACCGAUAUUGACGAGUGCGACUCGGCUCCCUGUCAGAACGGAGGCACCUGCACGGACGGAGUCGACUCCUACACCUGCUCAUGUCCCAAUGGGUUCGACGGAGACAACUGUGAAAUCGAUGUGGACCUGUGCAACCCCCAUCCCUGCCCUGCCAACUGGCGCUGUGACGACUUCACCUACUACUUCACGUGUACAAGUCCCGGCCGUUCCCUGGGCGAACCAGUACACGACUGUACGGACUUGAACUGUCCUGCCGGCUUUCUGUGCCUGGAGAACGAAGGGUCCUCCUACCUCUGCAUGCCGGAGUAACAGCGCCACCUCGCGAUCGGAUGCAGUUACUACAGAGACGUCUUACAUUCUGACAUUAACUUACGUACUCGUUCUCUGUAUUUGACUGGAUAGCCGCAACAAGAGUAAAGAUUUAUGUAUGUAUGAAAUUAGUAUCAGACGCAAAAUAAAUGAGCAUAUCAGAACAAAUU